Messenger RNA from Blepharisma stoltei, 4951 nucleotides. NCBI's taxonomy places the organism in Eukaryota, Ciliophora, Heterotrichea, Heterotrichida, Blepharismidae. The record is from the annotation of a GenBank genome assembly.
AUGAAUAGAGAGACUCUUCAACAGCAAAAAAUUUUUUAUACUGCAGGUGGAUUAGAACCAGAAGAAAAUGAUGGGAUUAUUACAGGGCUUCAGUCAAAAUUGUUAGCAUUAGAGCAAAAGUAUAUAGAUUUCGUCGGAAAAUGUGCUAAUGUACUACAAGAAAAUACUUCACAAAUAAAUCAAGAAACCUAUAGUCAGGAUGCUGGAAACAAAGAGUCUAUCAGUGAAUUGUUAGAAGAAAAGAAAAAAAUUCAAAAUGAUUUAAAUUCUGUAAUUGAUGAGAAAAAUAAUAUAAAAGCAGACAAAAAAUCAAAGCUGAAAACAAUUGAAGAAAAAAUUUUUGAGCUUUGUAUGAAUAAUAGUGAAAAUAGGAAAACUGCGAGAUGAAUUAUUAGUGAAAUUAAGCUAAUGGUGGGAGUCCAAGACAAUGAGGAAGGGUUUAACAGAAAAUUUGAAAAAGAAUUGCAAAGGGAGAAAGACAAAUAUUUCAAAUUGAUUAAAAUGAAAGAUAUGGAAAAUUUGAAAUUGAGAAAAGAAAAGCAUGGACUUGAGAAGAUGGUAAAAGAAUUAAAUAAACAAAUAAGGGAUUUCAAAAAUUGCCAAGAAACGCCAUGCAAAAUUAGAACUGAAGGAUCAAGGCCAGCAUCUAGAUGUGAAGGAAACGAAAUAAAAAAGCUGAGAAUGAGCGUUUCAGGAUUUUCUCCUGCUCGAUCAGCUGUUUCUGGGUCUCCAGUCCCUGCAGCAAAGCAUAGACAAACGAGCAGAGAACUAAUAAAAUCAUUCGCUCCAAAAACAAAAGAAUUUAGCCCUCUUCGGAUAUCAAAAUCCAAUUCUCCUAUUUCUAGAUCAGUAUCCCCACAAAAUAAAGAAUUUCAUAAUAUUAAAAAAGAAUUGAUAGAAACUAAGCAAAGGCUAGAAAAAACAAUUGAAGAAAGAGAUAUCUUUAAGGCAUGAAAAAUAAACCAUAUGAAAAAUAACUCAGUUGGAUUAUUAGCGACUACUUCUAAUCAGGAUACAGAAAGCAAAAAUGCUAGCAGCACUAUAGCUCUUAUUCGAGCUAAAGCUAAUACAGUUAUAAAAGCAGCUAAAAAUUUCAUUGAUGCUACCAUAAGAGCAGAAAGAGCCAUUUUAAAUGCAGAAGCUGAUAGAAGCGAAACCCUUGAAAAGUGUGAAAAUUCUAAAGCAAAGCUUAGACAGAUUAUAAGGGAUUUUGAAAGUGAUAAAUUUUUAGAGGUUAUAGCAAAAACAUCAAAUAAAAAUGCGAUAAAUAGCAUAACAAUAGAAAAUAAGGAAAAUGAUUAUUUGCAAAAGCUCGAAGAAGAAAUUCAAAUAGAAAAAAAUAAAAACGAAAGCUUUAAUAAGAUUAUUGAAGAGAAAAGUAGAGAAAAUAAAAAAAUUAAGAGAGAAAUGGAAAAAUUGAAAGAGGAAACGAAUAGUGAAUUAAAAGAAAAAGACAAAGUAAUAGAAGAUUUGAAAAUUCAAAACUCUGAAUUGAAGACUACUAUGAAAAAUAUGAAAGAAAUUUUUCACCAGUCUCCAAAAGCUAAUCAAGAAUUAUCGAAAAUUAGAGAGGAAAAAAGUAAAACUGAAAAAAUGCUACUCAUGGUGAAAAACAUAUUUAUAAAUGAAAUGUUGAUUUAUGACAAAAAGAUUGAUGAAUUUUCUAAGAAUAUUUCACAUAUCAUUAUGCUUAAUGAAAAUAAAGUUAAGAAAUCGAAAGAAAUAUUAUAUAAAAUCAAAAUGAUGUGCAAACAAAAUAUUUCUGAUUUAAAGGAAAAAGCAUUGAAUAACGAAAAAAAUAAUAACUUAAUAAAUGAGCUGAAAGAAUCUAACAAAGCACUCAAAAAAUCCCAAAAAAAUAGUGAUGAUACUUACAAUCAGAAAUUGAAAGAGCUAAAUAAAAAAUUAAGGGAGCUUGAAGAUACAAAACAAAUUCUUGAAAAAAAACUUGAAAAUGCUAAUGAAACCCAAGACAUGAAUGAGUCUAGCAAAAACACCGAAUUUGAGAAACUAAUGCAAAUAAAUUCAGAAUUAAGAAGUGAAAUUGAUAUUCUUGAAAAGCAAAUUAAAACACAAAAAAAAGAAUUUGAUGCAUUUAGCAUUCAAUUAGAAAUAGAAAUGAAAAGCGAAAUAGAAGACCUUGAAAGUAAGAUAAAAUCACAAAAAGAAGAAUAUGAUAAUCGAAAUAACCAAUUAGAAAAAGAAUUAAAUAACUCAAGAGAAAAAUGUUAUGAUCUGCAAAUUAUAAAUGAAAAUCUGAAAACUGAAAUAAGCAGCAAUGAGUCUAAAAUUCAAAGUCUUCAAGAAAACAUGAGCUUAAUAGAAAAAAAAGAAGCAGCUAAAAUCAUUGAAAAAGACUUGAAAAUUGAAGAGUUCAAUGAAAACAUAUCAAAACUUGAAAUUAUCAUGAAAAAUAAUAGCCGCGACACAGAAGAAAAAAUCCACAAUCUUAAUGAAAAAAUAUUUGAAUUAAAUAAAAUUGUACGGAUCAGCACUUCUAAACUUGAGGAGAAAAUUGAACUUCAAGGAGAGCUUGAGAAUGAAUUGAAUGAAGUUAUAAAUGAAAAUAACGAAUUAAGGUCACAAAUUGAUAGUGCCUAUUUAGAAUUGAAUGAGAUGAAAAAAAAUAUGCAAAAGGAAAAAAAUAUUAAUAAAGAAACAAAAAUUGCUAUAGCUGAGAUUUCAGAAAAAUUGACUAAUGAAUUUCAAUCUGAAAAAGAAAAAAUUAUUUCAGGGUAUAAUGAAAGAGUUAAAGAACUUGAAAAUGAAAAAGCAAAAGUCUUAUCUGACCAAAGUGAACAAAUUGAAAAACUCUCUAAUGAAAUUAACAAACUAAAUGAAGCAAAAUUAUUGAUUCAUGAAAAUCUUACAACGAACAUAGUACCAAAUCCUGAAACGCCAACUUUAAUCAAUGCUAAAGAGAUUAUUGAUAUCGUCAACAAAAUAACACAAAAAGAUUAUUCAGAAAUAGAAAUUCUUCCAAAUCUCGAAAAUAUUUUAAGUGAAAUUAAGUUUGAAUAUGAAAAAACUUGCGAGAGAAAUUCCCAGCUGGAAAAAUUUUGCAUUAAAUAUACAGAAGAAACCACUAAUAAAUUAAAGGUUUUAGAAGAGGAGAGACUUUCAUCUAUUGCAAGAGAAAAGGAGUUAAAAGAGCAGCUUCAAGACUUGAAAAUUAUCAAAUAUGAAAUUGCAAAGCAGUUAGAUGAUGCUAAGGCAGAAUUAUCCAGGCUCAAUGAUACUUUAGAAUCAGAGAAAUUAAACUCUGCUAAAAUAUUAGAGGAAAACGAAAAUUAUAACAAAAUAAUAGACUCAAACACAAAUAUAAUCCAAAAUUUAAAUGAAGAAAUAAAAAACCUUAACUCUUUCAUUCUUACAAAAGAUUCCAAUCCAAUUCCCCAAAAAUGGAAAUUUGUAACGAUACUUGAUCGAACUAACUAUUUCAUAUGGUCAAACAUAAAACCAAUUCUCCUGCCCACCUCAAAUCUAGCUGCUUGCUCCUCCGCAAUUAUAAUGUGACUUUUGGCAUAUUUUCCAAUAUAUUACUAGCUAAUAAAAUCUUUAUAUAGGUAAGAAAAUUAAUACAACAAUUAUGUUAGUUAAUAAAAAUGAGAAUUUUUAGCUCUAAAUUUGGUCGAACUGUCGGUGGUCUUUUGAUUAGAAUGGUGAGAGUAAGAAGAAAAAUUCUGAAAUUUCAGCUGAUUUUGCGAAUAAAAAAUCUAUAAUAGCUAAGCUGACAGAUGACAAAGAAUAUUUAGAACAAAGAUUACAGUCAGCAAUUGCAUCAUCUCAGCUCUCAGGAAAUCAGCUUAGAGAGCAUAAUAUUAAACUCCAAUCUCAGUUAGCUUUAUUGGAAUCUUCUAAUAACAAUUUCACCAAAAUAAAAAUACAGUUAGAAAGUAAAAAUGCUGAACUUGAAACAGAAAGCAUAGAAAACACCAAAAUUAUUGAUGAAAAGAGCGAAAUGAUUGAUUCUCAACAACAAAGAAUAGGCCAACUAGACUAUGAACUAACCCAAGCUAAAUCUAAGCUAGAAAUAGCUCUAAAUGACUAUGAGAAUGAAAAGAAAAAAAAUAUUGAACUCACCAAUAGAAUCCAAAAUGAAGAAAUCACAUAUCAAACUAAUAUAGACUCAUUAGAAAAUGAAUUAAGAGUCCUUAAGCAGCAAGAUAAAGGGUUAAUUACAAGAAAAAACUCUGCUCCUUUAACAGAACCUCCUGGGGAUGGAGUCCAAUUUAAGUCUUCAAAUAUAAAACUAUUUAUUGAUACUUCACAAGAAGGCUUAAGAAGAGGCUCUCAUGAUUCUGAAAAUUCUAAAGCAAGUGGAGAAAAAUCUUCAAAAAACAUUCAAGAACUGAUAAAUCAAUUGGAAAAUUUCAUUGAGAAAAGCAAUGAAAGAAAAAUUCCUGAAUCAUUGGUCAGUUUAUUUAAUAGAUAUGUAUCGAAGCCACAAUCAAUCAGCAUCGAUCAUGACAUUGAUAUAAUUUCUUCAGAAAGUCCUCAUAAAGCUAACUAUCCCCAAUUAUCAAGUGAGUCUCCUACAUCAUCAGUUCACGAUCAUGACACUGUAUCGGUUGACAGCUCGUCUCAAAGCCAAGAGCCUAACUAUCGAGCCCAUUUCAAAAUUUUAGAGCAAAAAAAGAUAAUUGACGAUUUGAAUAAAAAACUUGCAAACAAAAAAAAUAAAUUGCAAACCACUUUAGAGCUCACAAAAGUUCUUAAAGAAAACAUAAAAGAACUUCAGCAUAAGCAAUUUAUGAAUUUUGAUACAGAACAUUUAAGAAACUCUUUUACAAAUCUAGUGAAAGCUCUUCCACCUUUAAAUAAAGAAUCUCAAGCAAUUUUGCAAAUCAUUAAAUCUCAGUUGAGCCUUCAAGAUGAUGUUGUCCAUUCAGAAGGGUCCAUAAGAGAAAGCAAAAAAGGAAGGUGGAGUAUUUUUAAUAAAAAGGAUUAA